CCAGCUUUCAGGACGAGCGGACCAGCUCGCUUGUGCCGUGGGGUGGGCACCUAAGUAUCAUACUUAAAGAAAGUAAGUAACGAAUUGGUUUCCAAACGUGGAAGCCUUGUAUUACCUUCGAGAAGCAACGUUUUUAUCACCAUGAGCAAUCUCCAGAAGAUGGGAGAUCAUCAGGCGGAAGCGGCCGCCGUUUCUCCGGAGCAAAUUGAGAUGUACAAGGAGGUGUUGCAGCUCGGCUCGGACAACAGUCCCAACCCCCAGUUCCAGAAAGCCGUCGCGGAAACCUAUCUCGAGCUGGCCGAGGACCGUGCCUUUCUCGAUUACGUGAUCAACCAAGGCUGCCGGAAUAUGGAUGUGUCAGGAUCGAAAUCGACAAAAUCGAAAAACUUGUGAUGCAUAAAAUGUAGAGCACUGAAGGCCUGUAUUGGGGCGCAUGCAUAUGAGGCCGAUUGUAAGCCUGUUUAGGGGUAUGCAAUGCGCUGCCAGAGUAGCAUGACAGGAGCAGUUUUCUUUCCCAAAACAGCAUGACAGACUGGAUUUUGGUGCUCCCGAAAUUUGUCAUGCGCCAAUUGAAAACUGAGGCUCUAACUGACAUCGAUUUUGUGCAUCACAAGUUUUUCGAUUUUGUCAAUUUCGAUUCUGACACUCCCAUACGGAAACUCUGCCGCCCGCUGCUGCGUAUGGUCGAGCGCGACGCGGCGGAUGUGUGGGCCUCGGUGCUGGACAUAUCAAGUGUAAAAAUGUCUGGGUCUGGAAACUUGUAAUGCUGUGCUGGGAAUAGUGAAUGCUCUGUAAUGCACAGCCCAGCAUGAGAAAUAUCUGCAGCGCUUUGUGUUGCGUUUUUCGCAUGAGAAACUGCGUUUUUGCACGAUAGGCAACAGGGUCUCUUCUUGGACACGCAUCACAAACUUUUUAGCCAUGCCAGACAAGCAUGACAAAUCUCGCAAUCUUCCAGACCCAGACAUUUUUACAUUUGAUAGGACAAGGUCGAGUCCAACAACAAUGGCCACGGAUUCGCGUCAGAAACGAAGAAGCAGAAGGAGCGAUCGAGCGUGUACCAGCUGACCCGGGAGUCCUGCAACGCGGCACUGCAGGCCAUGAUCAAUUUAGCCGCCACGCGCGCGAUGGCAGUGUGUUUCUUGGAACUGAAUGCCCAGGUGCGAAUUGCGGACUUCAUCACCAGGCAGGCAAAAACCUUGCAAACCGAGGCUGCUGCCGAUAAGAACAACACGACUGAAGACGAAGCAGAAAAAAAAGAGUACUACGUUUGGUUCUGUGCGAAAAUCAAAAUAGAAUGUGAGUGCUGUGUUGCUAGGACUUAUUAAUAUAAGUAAAAUUUGACAAAUUACGAGCCCCUUGUCAGGAGACAGAUGAUGCUGGUUAGUCAAAUUUCAAGCGAGAUUCUGGCACUAGUAUAUCGACGAAAUGAAAAGGGAGACCAAAACAUACAAAUGCACAACAUAUUUAUACAGGAGCCAGCGCCUGCUUCAGGAGAGCAUCCAGCUGUCCGUGAUGUUGCUCGGAAACCUCACCGGACUGGUGUGCCAGGCCGCGCAAGACGCCGAGCAGGACAGUUCCAAAGAUGCAAACGUGCAGAAACUGCUGAAUUCCGUGGUCCCAACCCUCCUGAACUUCUACCUGCAGCCCCCAAUUUGCGAGAAGGACCUCUUCGUGCCCGUGGCCACCACGCUGAUUUCCGUCUGCGAACUGAAGGAAGGCCGAGCCCUGCUCGCCCAGCCCAUGAUUCUCGCCAUCCUUGGACAGCAGCUGCUUGCGAGACAAAGGAGAAAAGACGUGCUGAAGCUGUACUGCAAGCUCGCCGCCGGCGCCGACGAGGAAGUGCACCAAAUGUUAUCCAGUGCGCAAUUCCUCCCCCGCGUCUGCUGCUACUUCUUCGAGAAAGCGGACGUCGCCGCAGCGAAAAAACAGUCGGAGAUGUUGACCGCAGCGUGCAGCGACAAGACGAUGACAGCGGAACAAAUUCUGGAAGAAGAGUUCCACCCGCUAGUCCUGCAGGAGGCCCAGGGCAUCUCGCAGGAUAGCGAUAUGAAGCAGUUUGGGAUCGACCUGUUCUACCAGUUCACAAAAACCGAAAACGGAAGGGCCGCCCUGCGCGAGCAGCGGGUUCUGCCGGUGCUGCGCAUGUGGCGAAAGAGUGAAAGGGACGCCGAGGUUCGGGGCAAGCUUCAAGUGGUUAUUUCCACCGCGUCAGUUUUGCAAAAGGACGGGGACGCGGUAUUGGAGACGCCGCUGCUGAUCACCUGCGACAAAGACGGAAACAUCCAGAGCUUACGCGCGGAAGAAGGCUCCACGCCGACGAACUGCAGCUCAGGAUCUUCGCCCGCGGGCUCGUGUGGUGGAGAUGCUGUUUCGUCACCUGCUGCAGAAAGAGAUGCGUGGGAACAAGUGGAAUCCUCGCCAGCGACAUUGUUAGAAGAGGAGGAAGCUGAAGAAACCGUGGAAGAGAUUGUGCCCUUGUUCUGACCACGACGAGAACGAUUUUGCUUUUGCUGUUGGAUAUGGAUCUCGCCGAGGAAUAAUUUCAAAACUUGGCACAAACAAGUAGGACCCUGCUUGCAAUUGUGGUGUGCGAAAGCAUCCAAAGAAGCGCAUAACGAGUCUCGAAACGAUCUUGACGCGAUUUUACGGUG
Molecule: messenger RNA, 2651 nt
Organism: Amoebophrya sp. A120
Lineage: Eukaryota; Dinophyceae; Syndiniales; Amoebophryaceae
Source: the annotation of a GenBank genome assembly